Anopheles arabiensis is the source of this 1217-nucleotide messenger RNA. Its product is annotated as leucine-rich repeat-containing protein 59-like. The transcript has 3 exons. Gene Ontology annotation, molecular function: protein binding. Lineage: Eukaryota; Metazoa; Arthropoda; Insecta; Diptera; Culicidae. The coding region runs from base 215 to 1129 and encodes 304 amino acids. The record is from RefSeq and is a predicted model, not a curated record.
UCGGAAAUUGUUAUCGUUCGCCUUUUUGUGAAACAUAUCGCAAACAUAUUUAAAAACAUUCCUUUACCGUAUCAGUUUAAAUACCAAAAGUUAAGUAAACUGUAGUCAAUUGCUUUAAGCAUUGCUUGCUACCUACAGAACAGGAAAGUGAAAAGGGCCAUCGAGCUUCCCAGCGGACGGAAACUUCCUGUAAAAGGUGUCCAGCGAGAGAGCAAUGGCAAUGAAGCAGCAGGAUGAAAAUGACGAAAAAAUUAACGUUCGCGACCGGCUUACGGAUAAUGUGUUGGAUCUGAGUCUUAUGAACAUUUCCAAAGUUCCCGUGCAGGAGAUUAAAACGCUCCGACGCGCCACUAUUUUGGAUCUUUCCAACAAUCGUAUCUCCAUCAUUGAGAGCAAUUUUACCGACCUCACGCAACUGACCCAGAUAGACCUCUCGAAGAAUCGCAUUACGACGAUUUGCGAUGAUUUUGGUCUGCUCACUAACCUACGCCGGUUGGAUUUGUACAAGAACCAGCUCACGCGGCUACCGCUAACGUUCGGACGCCUCAAGAAUUUGAAGUAUCUCGACCUGAAGGAGAACCCGCUCAAUCCCGCGUUCAAGAAGAUCAUCGGCACAUGCAGCGAUACGAACGAUUGUCUGGUGGCAGCGACCCGUGCGGUCGAUUUUAUGAAGCAAGUCGAAAGGCGCGUACUAGACGAUCGCACCAAGGAGCGCAAGGUGCGGGCAGAACAGCAACGCUUGCAGCAGGAGCAAGAGCGCCAGAAGCGCGAGAGAGAGGAAGAAGCUGCCGAAGAAGAAGAAAAACCUGUUGACGAGCAAAAGUCAGACAAAGCGAAGCGCAAAAGAAAGACGACUGCUGCUGCUGGGGGCCGAGGCGAAGUCAUAAACUGCGAUGAUCCCAAAGCGAAGGGGAGCAAUAGCAAGGCGAAAGCAAAAACCAAACCGGGAGCAAUAAAACAUACAGCUUCGUCAGGAUGUUGGCAUUCUUCUAUGCUGUGGAUGCUGAUGUUGUUGCUUUUGGUCGCAACGUAUCUGCUCUACACGAGGUACAACGAUGUGCUGCACAUGGCCCGCGAAGGCACCGUACGCGAAGCGCGUGAAACUAUCCUCGAAGAGUACAUCAAAUAACUGCACCCGCGCCUCACGAUGAUGAUGUUACAUCAAUAUUGUGCAUAUAUAAACUAUAAUAAUAAAACGUUAAGCGAUUAAGAAGUGA